This is a messenger RNA of Agrilus planipennis (emerald ash borer), 2118 nucleotides long. RefSeq names its product CAAX prenyl protease 1 homolog. Gene Ontology annotation, biological process: CAAX-box protein processing. The transcript has 2 exons. Gene Ontology annotation, cellular component: endoplasmic reticulum membrane. Gene Ontology annotation, molecular function: metalloendopeptidase activity. The coding region runs from base 729 to 2027 and encodes 432 amino acids. The record is from RefSeq and is a predicted model, not a curated record. NCBI's taxonomy places the organism in Eukaryota, Metazoa, Arthropoda, Insecta, Coleoptera, Buprestidae.
GCAAGCGAUCUUGAAGAUCUCAUAACACUUUAAGAUUAAGGUUUGCGACUAGAUUUGUUGUAUUUCAGUUCUAAUUCUGUUCUUCAAUUCUUCAAUAUAUUUUCCGGUUUAUUGAAGUAGACUUAGAUUUCAGAUAAUCACAUAUAUAAAAAUCUACUUGGGUCAGGUCUGAAGAUCUAACUGGUCGUUAGAUAACGCUUCUCCUUCCGAUUCAUCUAUUUUGGAAAAUAUCGUUAGGGUAAUCUCAUACUAAGUAUACGCGAAUAGUGUGGGGAUGCUCCAUCCGGUUGGAACCAUACUGAAUAUCUGCUGGUAUGUUUGGGUUCUCAGCAUUUGGGUAAAACACAAUUAAUCUGGGUAUUAUACAAUAUUGAAAUUGGUCGGAGUACAUGAAGCAUAGUUAAAAUUCCAUGCAAAAUUUAAAAAUGUAAAAAAAAAACAUAGGUGCUUCCAUUUGAAAAUAUAGUCGGUGGUAGUUGCUUAUUUUUGAGCCACCCUGUGUACCAUGAAAAACCCGUAGUCAAAAAUAAAGACCGACGUAUCCGAGCGUUUUCUCAAAAAACAAAUCCCUGAAUUUUAAAUUAAUUUGUUCCAAUUUUAGUUUUAUUAUAAUCAAAUGUGCAGUAUGUUAUGACGAAAAUAAACAAAAGUUAAUUUGUCAAUUUUCAAAUAAAUAAUUUGAAUUAGAACACGGCAAAGAAUCGUAACCUAUUGGUUUUUGGAAAUGGAUGACAGAUAUGUCACCCUGGUCGAAAAAUUUUUUGUCGAAGGCUAAUCCUAAAAGUGUGGCAUCAUGCAUACUAUCGGGCAUUUGGUUGGAUUACAUCUGGGAAACGUAUCUUUGCUUCAGACAAUUCAGUUUGACACGUAGUGCAAAAGAAAUGCCUCGGAACAUCGCGGAAAUAACGACUCCCGAAAUCUACACCUUGUCACGACUGUAUCAUAUGGAUCAAAUGAAAUUGGGCUUUGCAAAAGAUUUGUUCGCAUUGACCGUCAGUACUGCUAUUAUCCGUCAUGGUAUUCUGGCUAAAGUCUGGGCGCUCUCUGAAAGAAUAACACCCUUCAGGGGUGAAAUUGGUACAACAUGGAUGUGGUCUGUAAUCUUCACGACCGGCAGCACUUUUAUAUACCUUCCGUUCACUCUUUACGAAACGUUUGUUCUGGAAAACAAAUACGGAUUCAAUAACAUCCCAUUCGAGAUCUUCCUCACAGAUAUAAUAAUCACGCUCAUCUUUCUCCACAUUCUCAAUCUUCCCGCAUAUGCAGUUUUUAUAAGUCUAGUCAAGUUAAGUGGCGACAAAGUGGGAUUGGUCCUUUGGCUUUUGUCAACCCUUGCUCUUUUGGGUUUGACUGCCACUUUUCCGACCUUGAUUGAUCCAAUGGAUGGUUCGUUUACACCGUUGCCCGAAGGAAAACUAAAAGAUGACAUAGAACAAUUGGCUCGCACAGUAGGGUUCCCGCUGGGUGGGAUCUAUAUUAAAGACAGUUCACAACGAACGAGUCACGCGAACGCAUAUUUCGCAGGCAUGUUUGGUUCAAAGCGCAUAGUUCUCUAUGACACUCUUCUUACUAUUUGCACUCCUAACGAAAUUCUAGCGAUCUUAUGUCACGAAUUCGGUCAUUGGAAACAUAAGCAUAUUGCAGCGAGGAUCGUAGCUUUUCAGAUUUAUCUCAUUCUAACAAUUUCUAUGUAUUCGUGGACGUAUCGGUGGCCAACUUUAUAUCAGGCUAUGGGAUUCCCCAUUGGUGUAGAACCUGUCUUGAUAGGUCUUAUGGUUCUUACCAGUCUUGUUAUGGUCCCUAUCAACUCGAUAGCCACAUGCCUUUUGAACACAUUAAGCAGACAUCAAGAAUACCAAGCUGAUCAGUUUGCAGUUCAAUUCGGAAAAGCAAAUGAUCUAAUUGGAGCGCUCAAGCAACUGCAUAAGGGAAAUUUGGCAGAUUUGGUUUACGAUCCCCUUUAUGUCAGCUGGUAUCAUUCUCAUCCCCCCAUUGCAGAAAGAAUCGAAGCUUUAAGGCAGAAAUAAUAGAAAAUGUUUAACUAAAUUUUAAUUUCUUUUUGGAAUGGUGUAAAAAUUAAUGUGAAUUUGUCGAAGAGAAUAAAUAUUCUUUUGAGUA